Messenger RNA from Colletotrichum fioriniae, 561 nucleotides. The record is from RefSeq and is a predicted model, not a curated record. NCBI's taxonomy places the organism in Eukaryota, Fungi, Ascomycota, Sordariomycetes, Glomerellales, Glomerellaceae.
AUGGCUGUGCUCCAGUGGCCAAGUGUGCCGAAUCUUGAAGAGGACGGCGACAUUGAGUUCCCCGGAGUUGUGUUAUUGAAGCAGCAGCAACAGGAAACCCAUCAACACUAUCAGCGAAGCGAACAACUAUCGCAGCAAAACUACUUUGGACUUGCAGAAGAGACCAAACAAGACACUGGCUUUCCAGAAUUGGGCAAAGAAACCGACAGUGAGGCUCGAAAGCACAGCCUCGACCAUCACGUCAGCCGCGACCUGGACUUGAACUUGACCUUCAGCCUUGACCUCGGCAUCGACGGUGACAUUGACCUUCCAGCGGCUCAGGUUGACGCGGCCGAAUCUGGGAUUCUGACAGAGAACAAUUACAGCGCGAUUGUCGGUCUGCGGCAACAAAGCGAGUCCAAUCCCACAGCCAACAAGGAGAAGAAGAAGAAGAAGAAGAAGAAGAAGAAGAAGAAGAAGAAGAAGAAGAAGAAGAAGAAGAAGAAGAACGGACGGAGCAACAUCAGUUGUUGUUUGAUACGGGGGGAGAAGGAGAAGAAGGAAGAGAGGCAAGAGUUGUAG